AUGGGGGAACCCCGGGCUGGGGCCCCCCUGGACGAUGGCAGCGGCUGGACAGGAAGUGAGGAAGGAAGCGAGGAGGGCACCGGCGGCAGUGAGGGGGCGGGGGGCGACGGGGGCCCAGACGCAGAAGGUGUCUGGAGUCCAGACAUCGAGCAGAGCUUCCAGGAGGCCCUGGCCAUCUACCCGCCCUGUGGCCGGCGGAAAAUCAUCCUGUCUGAUGAAGGCAAGAUGUAUGGUCGGAAUGAACUGAUUGCCCGCUACAUCAAGCUGAGAACGGGAAAGACCCGAACUCGCAAACAGGUCUCUAGUCACAUCCAGGUUUUGGCCCGAAGGAAAUCGAGGGAAAUCCAGUCCAAGCUCAAGGACCAGGUUUCCAAGGACAAGGCUUUCCAGACAAUGGCCACCAUGUCCUCUGCCCAGCUCAUCUCAGCACCUUCCCUGCAGGCCAAACUGGGUCCCACCGGUCCUCAGACCCCGGAGCUUUUCCAGUUUUGGUCAGGGAGUUCUGGGCCCCCCUGGAAUGUUCCAGAUGUGAAGCCAUUCUCGCAGACACCGUUCUCCUUGUCACUGACUCCUCCAUCUGCUGACCUCCCAGGGUACGAGCCCCCCCAAGCCCUCUCACCUCCCGCUUUGCCCCCACCUGCCCCAUCACCCCCAGCCUGGCAGGCUCGGGCUCUGGGCACUGCUCGGUUGCAGCUGGUGGAGUUCUCAGCCUUUGUGGAACCGCCAGAUGCAGCUGACUCUUACCAGAGGCACCUGUUUGUACACAUCAGCCAGCACUGCCCCAGCCCUGGAGCGCCCCCCCUCGAGAGUGUGGACGUCCGGCAGAUCUAUGACAAAUUCCCUGAGAAAAAGGGUGGUCUGCGGGAGCUGUAUGAUCGUGGGCCCCCCCAUGCCUUCUUCCUGGUCAAGUUCUGGGCGGACUUGAACUGGGGCCCGAGUGGUGAGGAGGUGGGGGCCGGCGGCAGCAGCGGUGGCUUCUAUGGAGUGAGCAGCCAGUACGAGAGCCUGGAACACAUGACCCUCACCUGUUCCUCCAAGGUCUGCUCCUUCGGCAAGCAGGUGGUGGAGAAGGUGGAGACGGAGCGUGCCCAGCUGGAGGACGGAAGGUUUGUGUACCGCCUGCUGCGCUCACCCAUGUGCGAGUACCUGGUGAAUUUUCUGCACAAAUUGCGGCAGCUGCCCGAGCGUUAUAUGAUGAACAGCGUCCUGGAGAACUUCACCAUCCUCCAGGUGGUGACAAACAGAGACACCCAGGAACUGUUGCUCUGCACCGCCUACGUCUUUGAAGUCUCCACCAGUGAGCGGGGGGCCCAGCACCACAUUUAUCGCCUGGUCAGGGACUGA
Rangifer tarandus platyrhynchus (Svalbard reindeer) is the source of this 1344-nucleotide messenger RNA. The record is from the annotation of a GenBank genome assembly. Lineage: Eukaryota; Metazoa; Chordata; Mammalia; Artiodactyla; Cervidae.